Aureobasidium melanogenum CBS 110374 is the source of this 693-nucleotide messenger RNA. RefSeq lists its product as uncharacterized. The transcript has a single exon. The coding region runs from base 1 to 693 and encodes 230 amino acids. NCBI's taxonomy places the organism in Eukaryota, Fungi, Ascomycota, Dothideomycetes, Dothideales, Saccotheciaceae. The record is from RefSeq and is a predicted model, not a curated record.
AUGAAGCAGUCUACCUCUGAACCCCUCAGCAAGCUUUCAGGGGACGCUCACUCAAUUGCCGUCAACCUCGAGUCUAUCUACCAAACCACCGCUUCGCCCGAGACGAAGCAAAUCAUCGCUUGCCUCGUGCACCUUGACACCGCCAUCACCCGUCAGACCCAUCUCAACAACCUCCAUGAAGCUCACACUGCCAAGAACUUCCGUGAGCAGCGUCACGUCAAUAAGGAUCGCAGACUUCGCUUGUUGGAGACUAUCCAGAACGUCAACAGGAAGUUCGCAAGGUUUGAUGCUGAGCGCAUGGAAACUGAGAAACUGGCAAAGCAGUGUGAGAUCCGUGUCAACAGUCAUGAUGUGCAGCUGAAGCACGUCAAGGACAGGGUUGAGAUGUGUGCUGAGGGUGGUGAAUGGAUGGAGGCUGAGCUUGCUAAGGUUACUGAACGCUUUGAGCAAGGGAACAAGGAGCUCAAGAAGCAGAACAAGUACCUGAAGAGCAAGGUCAGGGGCUUGGAGGAGCAGGUUGAAGUUCUCAAGGAGAGAGACGGGGCUUGGGAGAGAAGAGUAACUGCCCUGGAGGAGUACGUCAAGAGCAAGAAGGAGAGUGACUGGAUCGAGGUCUCCGUUGGAAAGGAUCCUGUGUUUGAUGCUGUCAGAUUCUCUGUUGGCAACUAUCGCGUCUUCUCGAUCUUCCAUUGA